AAACGAGUUUUAAUGACUCCAACAUAAGUGUAUAUAAACUUCCGACUUCAACUGUAUAUGCUAUAGUUAUUUGUUUCACACUGCAGAAAGAGACCAUUGCAGGUUUACCUCUGUGAUAGGCAGACAUACAGUGCCUUCAUAAAGUAUUCACACCCCUUGACUUUUCCUCAUUUUGUUGUGUUACAGACAGAAUUUAAAAUUGAUUACAUGGAGAUGUUGUGUCACUGGCCUACACGCGAUACCCUAUAAUGUCAACGUGGAGAGGAGCAGUCCAUCGCAGAGCGGGCCCUGUGAUCAAAUCCAGCUCAACUCUCCACCACCCUAUUGAGGGUAAACUGGAACACUGCCUGACAAACACUCCCCAGAGAUUCCUGAGCUCCAUCCUGCUUUUCAGGUGAUAAACCCCUGCCUUUGAGAUUCCUCUACCCUUCAAUAAUGGAGGACGGCUAUCAGAACAAGACAGCCUUUAUAAAGGGUGCCAAAGACAUUGCCAAGGAGGUUAAGCGCCAGGCGGCCAAGAAAGUGGGCCGCGGUGUGGACAAGAUGACCGACGAGUACAGCAAACGCUCAUACGCCCGCUUUGAGGAAGACGACGACGAUGACUACCCUGGAGUGCCUGGGGGGCAGGACAGUGGCUACUACCGGGGCGACAGCCAGGCAGCCAAUGACGAUGAAGGUGGCCACAGCGACUCCACAGAGGGCCACGACGAAGACGACGAGAUCUACGAGGGCGAGUACCAGGGCAUUCCCCGCGCCGACUCGAGCAAGGCUGCCGACAGCCUAGCAGGGGGAGAUGGGCAGCAGUUCAGGGACAUGGCACAGUUUGAGGGGGAAAGGCGGAAGGAUCAAGAAGAGCUAGCCCAGCAGUACGAGACCAUCCUGCAGGAGUGCGGCCAUGGAAAGUUCCAGUGGACCCUCUACUUUGUGCUGGGGCUGGCCCUCAUGGCGGACGGUGUAGAGAUUUUUGUGGUGGGCUUUGUGCUCCCCAGCGCCGAGAAAGAUAUGUGUCUGUCAGAGGAAAGCAAGGGCAUGUUGGGUCUGAUUGUUUAUCUGGGAAUGAUGGUCGGUGCAUUCGUGUGGGGUGGGCUCGCUGAUCGGAUAGGCCGACGGCAGUCCCUUCUCAUCUGUCUCUCCAUCAACAGCGUCUUCUCCUUCUUCUCCUCCUUUGUCCAGGGCUACAGCACCUUUCUCUUCUGCCGACUACUUUCUGGUGUUGGGAUCGGUGGUUCCAUCCCCAUUGUGUUCUCCUACUACUCAGAGUUUCUGGCCCAGGAGAAACGUGGGGAGCACCUCAGUUGGCUCUGCAUGUUCUGGAUGAUUGGUGGCAUCUAUGCCUCAGCUAUGGCAUGGGCCAUCAUCCCACACUAUGGCUGGAGUUUCCAGAUGGGCUCUGCGUACCAGUUCCACAGCUGGCGUGUGUUCGUCCUGGUGUGUGCAUUUCCCUCUGUUGCGGCUAUUGCUUCUCUCACCACCAUGCCAGAAAGCCCGCGCUUCUUCUUAGAGAACGGAAAACACGACGAAGGCUGGAUGAUUCUGAAACAAGUUCACGACACCAACAUGAGAGCAAAGGGGCACCCAGAGAAGGUGUUUUCUGUCACCACCAUCAAGACUGUAAAGCAGAUGGACGAGCUGGUGGACAUGGGAGGAGACAUAUCAACUUUGCGACGCUAUAAAUUGAAGCUGGCCAGCCUAUUCCACCAGGUGCGGAGUAACUUCUUGGCCAUCUUCAAUCCAGAAUACAGAAGGACCACGUUCAUGAUGAUGGCUGUCUGGUUUACCAUGUCGUUCAGCUACUAUGGGCUGACAGUGUGGUUCCCUGACAUGAUCAAGUACAUCCAGAAGCAGGACUAUGCCUCGCGCACCAAGUUCUUCUCCAAGGAGCGAGUGGAGCAUGUCACUUUUAACUUCACCUUGGAGAACCAAGUGCACCGCCAAGGACAGUACUUCAACGACAAGUUCAUCAACCUUAAGAUGAAGUCCAUGGUGUUUGAGGACUCUUUGUUUGAGGAGUGCUACUUUGAGGACAUCACCUCGAGCAGAAGCUUCUUCAGAAACUGCACCUUCAUCUCAACCCUCUUUUACAAUACAGACUUGUUCCAGAACAGAAUCAUCAACAGCAAACUGGUCAACAGCACCUUCCUACACAACAAGGAAGGCUGUCUGCUGGACUUCACUGAUGACAACAACGCCUACAUGAUCUACUUUGUCAGUUUCCUGGGCACAUUGGCCGUGUUACCCGGCAACAUUGUGUCAGCCCUGCUGAUGGACAAAAUUGGUCGUCUGAGGAUGCUGGCGGGAUCAAGUGUCAUAUCUUGUGUCAGCUGUUUCUUCCUGUCAUUCGGCAGUACCGAGUCGGGAAUGAUCGCCCUUUUAUGUCUCUUUGGCGGCAUCAGCAUAGCUUCCUGGAAUGCCCUGGAUGUGUUGACUGUGGAACUGUACCCCUCGGAUAAAAGGACCACUGCAUUUGGCUUCUUAAAUGCCCUUUGCAAGUUGGCUGCUGUCCUGGGCAUAAGCAUCUUCCAGUCAUUUGUAGGCAUCACCAAAGCUGUGCCCAUCUUGUUCGCUGCGGGUGCACUCGCUGCCGGGAGUUUCCUAGCACUAAAGCUGCCUGAAACACGGGGCCAGGUGCUGCAGUAGCACAAUUCACCACCAGAAGGCAGCAGAGUGUAGCUUCAGUGUAGCUUCAGUAGCCACAUUACAACCAGAGCCCAACCAACCGUACAAUCUCAGCCUUUAGCAAUCCAAUGUUGCUCAUUAAACACUAAAAAACAGACUGUCAUCAACAGUGUCACAACAGUCCCAGAUUACUGAGAAAAUCUAGCUGGCAUCUUGACCACAGCAUAAAAUAGCACAUUGGGUUUGCUUCUCAGAGAUUAGGCAGAUUAGACAGAAUGAAAUCCUGCCAACAAAGGUAUACAUUUAUAAACCACUGCCAAAGGAUACAAAGAUACUGCUUGAUAGCUACAAUGCCUAAUGGGGAUACUUCCCAACAAAAGAGAUCAAACAUCCAUACACCCUCAAUUCAUCAUAGCACCCAUAUCUGACCCUAAUACCAAAUAAAAUGAGGUUAAAGAUGCCCUCCAACAGAUUUCCACAUGAAAAUGGCUUUCACUGUAACUUAGCUUUCCACUGAAUUUACAUAUCUUAAUGGCUUCCUCUGAAAGAGAAUAUUGCAGACAAUAUUUCCCUUACCAGGUGACAUGCACCAAGCUCCCUGCAUCAAAAUAAUGAUAUAGAUUAUGUGUUCAAACUUGGCAUUGAAACGAGUUAUUUUAUCAUAUAGAAAAUGGACUUGUACAUGUGUGUUGAAGAUAUAUUGCAAGAAAAUAAAUAAUGACAGGACAAAUAACUGGUAAAUAUUUAAGUUUAUUCAUUGAUGGUAAUUCGAAGGGAUCGGUUUUGUUGAUAUGCACAGACAAAAAAUGACAAUGUAUGUUUGUCCACAUCACAUUUACAUCAAGCAGUGAAAUAUAUGCCUAAAUAGCUAUAUGUUGUGUGCGUAUUAGGGAGAAAGAUGGAGAAAGUGUUGCAUCCUUCUGUAUGUUUUUGUCAUUGGUUCAAUGAGACUUCUGAGGAGCCUAUUCAUGUACAUUGAUCUCCAAUGAUAAAGUGCAUCAUUAUGGUUCUGUAAAGAUAUUGGAAAAACAGACAAAGAUGAGUAAAUAAGAUGAGAACCUAUUUAACACAUCAGUGGAGAUAUCCUUUCAUUUUGAAAGGCUAGAAUAUUGUUGCUUUCAAUGCGUCAACGAGUCCAGCGUUACAGCUCAUGCUUCCUGCGUCUCACAUAGGGGUCUUAUGCUCACUCUUCAUCAGCAUGUUUGACAUUCCAGUUAGCUACGGCCAACAUGUGCCCUCUGCUGUCUUUGAAGGACAUUACACCUAGGGGGACCAAAGUCAGUCGGUUCAGUCGUUAAACGAUGCAGUAUUAAUGAAGCACAAAUGAUUCCAUAUACACUGUUACUAAGCACAUUGUCCUUCGGUCAUGCAGCUCAUGGGAAUAGAACCAUAGCAACUAGUCACUCACAGAUUAAUUAGAAGGGCUCAAUUAAAUCCAAACUGUGUUGUGUUUUUCCACAGUACUAUAAAACACAAUUUUCUCUGUGAUAUGAAAUGUUCAAGUUAUUGUGCCCACCGUCCCGUCCCCCCUCCCUCUCGAAAAAUCCCCUCAAAGGUAGAUAGAUGCCUACAGUUUUCAGAAUAACAUGUGCGCAAGGGUAUGUACAUUGGCAAGGCAGGCUUGGUUGAAUCUAGCCCUAUGUCUUUAUUGAUUAUUAUGUGCUUUCCUGUCACCGUGUCCACGCCAUCCCUUCUAAUCUUUGUGUCACAAGUGUGGUGACAAUCAGUGAGAGAGCUGAUCUCGCCAUUGCUCAACUGUAGUGUGAGUGUGAUAUCGGACUGCAGGGCUAUUGGACUUGUUGAAUGUGUAGACUGCGGAAUUUCUCUGUUGCUGUGUGCUUGGUACAAUUGAGUGUCUGAUGUAGUGCUGGAUUUUAUUUAUUAGAAUCAGAUCUCUUUAGUGUUGCAUAUGUCUGUAUAUGACAUCUAUUGUUAUUUGUGUUUACCCAUAACUGACAAAUGUGUGUGUUUGAGUGAGUUUGCAAAAGAUACUUGUAAAAAUAAUGUGUUCAUGUUUGAGAGUGUAGAUUGAAUUUGUAAUCUCUGUUGUGCUCUCUCUCUCUCUCUCUCUCUCUCUCUCUCUCUCUCUCUCUCUCUCUCUCUCUCUCUCUCUCUCUCUCUCUCUCUCUCGCUCUCUCUCUCUCUCUCUCUCUCUCUCUCUGUGUUUGGGUGUGCGUGUGUGGGUGGGUGUGGUUGUGUGUGGGUGAGAGUGAAUGUGUGUGUGCGAGUGCCAAAUAUUUUUCUACUUCUGUUCUGGUGUUUUAAUCCCAAAGAACGAGCACAGGUCAAUAGGGGCCAAUAUAACAUAUCUAUGAACUAAAAGACUAAUACAAUAGAUAUCUAGAUCAAUGUGAUGUUCUUUAUAGUGUCAGCCUUGGGCACUCCUUUGCUGAUUAGGUCUCCGCCAAACAAAUGUUUGCCCCUGAAAACAGACAUUUUGUCUCUGUAAUUGCCUGACAGGUCGCAUGGUAAUCAUAACAUUUGUUCAAAGUAAAUUCAAAUGAAAAUGUGUUAGCAAUUGCAGAGUGGUUUUGGGAAGUGUCAAAAUCCCAGCCAUUCUCCCUUUAGAUAGAUGCUUGUUGUUUCCAGCAUAAGAAUCUGGACCCAAGUAUUAGACCCAUCAACCUUUAAACCUUUCUCUGUUCAUAUCUCUUUCAAAUCAAAGGUCCGUGUGGCAGGCUUGUGAAAGUAGCCCUCACAGUAAACAGGAUGUUAAGCAUGCUUGUGGUGUCUGAUCUCUUUGGCUGCCCUGUAUGUUUGUCCAAAGCAGGAGCUGCUUUUGUAUUGCUGUCUUAUGGUGACACUUUGGGUCUUUGUGUAACAGUAUCAGUUCUAUGAUUGCUUCUGAUCAGAGUGGGAUGACUUGGUGCAAGUUUACUCUGCGUCUUUUUUAAAGCAAAACAUUUCUGGUGAUCCUGUUACCUUCUUUGAAAUGGUUGUACUUCUCUCUGCUUUCAGUGGGGGUUCAAGUUCCAAGGAGAGCAGAAACCAAAGCAAUAAAAGGGACAUAUUUCUUAGUGAAUAGGCACAAGUAAGUAGGUAUUUCAAAAGGGCCGCCGUGUUUACGCCAAAAGAGCGCCUUUAGUCUAUUAAAGCUCAUGUCCACUUAAGAUGAAACUGCCGUUAUUGAAAUGUGACUUAAACAUCAACGUGCUAUCAUUGUACUGUGUGUAGAAACUGUAGAUUGUUUGUACGUAUGAGUGUAAAAUAUGUGGACAUGAAAAGAUCAAGGAAAACACUUUGACAAUACUAUCAACAUGACAGAACACUGUAUGAACACUGUAUGUUGUUUUUGUUUUGUAAAUUACAUAUAUUGAAAAAAAUACGUGAAUAUAUUCUUCAGUAAUCGCUCCCAUGGGAUGCUGAGAAUAUUUUACAGUGAUGCUGACCAGGUGCUGUGUGUAUUUAUUUUAUGUGAGAAUUGUUACUUAUGCUGGGAUUCACACUUGUGGACCAUUUGUCUAUCCAGUUCUAUGAAGAAAAUAAAUUACUACUAUGGAUAUAAAACAAAGUC
Messenger RNA from Oncorhynchus mykiss (rainbow trout), 6130 nucleotides. The record is from RefSeq and is a predicted model, not a curated record. NCBI's taxonomy places the organism in Eukaryota, Metazoa, Chordata, Actinopteri, Salmoniformes, Salmonidae.